UAUUUUGACAUGUAUGACCGGAAACACUUUCGAAACAAAGGUGAAUGACAUCAGAAUGAAGUGUAGUGCGGAAAACUUUCCAUGAUGAAACGGGUUGCAGUGUUUGUAUGGCUCGUAGUUCAGUUUGGGUUUGGAUUUAGUUCCCACAAACAUCUCCAAGAUCAUUUCAAUGGAGAUCAGCACAACCCUGACCAUGACAUGGCUGUACUACUGGGAGAUGAGACCACAGAAGAAAUAAAAAAACUCACUCCAGAAGAGCAGAGGGAGAAACUGCUGGAAAUUGUGAAGAAAAUUGACACAAAUGGGGACAACCUUCUGGGUGCAGAGGAAAUCACGCUGUGGAUUCAGCAUGUUUACAGAAAAUACGCUCUGGAGGAUGCAGAGGAGCGCUUUCCUGAGUUUGACCUAAACAAAGAUGGAGUUUUAACAUGGGAAGAAUACAACACUGUUGCUCAUGACCAGCUGUUUACUUUUGAUGAAAGCACUGUUCUGGAAGACCCAGAACAAGAUUCGCUUAGACAGCUUCACUUGAAAGAAAAAAAGCGUUUUGAUUUUGCAGACAUAGAUGACACACCUGGUCUAAGUGUAUCAGAGUUCCUGGCCUUUACUCAUCCCUCUGAAGUGGAUCGCAUGGCUGAUUUCACUAUCCAAGAUGUAUUGACUGAAUACGAUACAGAUAAGGAUGGUUUCAUCUCACUGAGUGAAUUUAUUGGAGAUGUGCGUGGUGAAGAUAAUUCUCCUUCAAAGUGGGAAAUUGAAGAAACGGUGAGAUUUAAAGAACUAUAUGAUCAAGACAAAGAUGGCAAUUUAAAUCGAGACGAACAGCUGCGUUGGAUUGCACCCAAUAGCUACGGUUCGGCAAGAGAGGAGGGGAAAGAAUUCAUCAGCAAUAUUGGUUAUGAGAUCAUUAUCCAAAGACUUAAUGAGGGCCGGCGAACAUGCAAAGACAUGGAGGAGCUCCUAAAAAUGAGGGCAUCAGCAGAGGAGAAAUAUGGUAAGGAGCUGAUCUCCAUUGCCCGCAAAGCUGGGGGUUUAAAUGAGAUUUGCACUUUAAGAUCAUCGUUGGAUGAAAUGAAAACUCAAAUUGAAAAUGUGGGAAGCUUGCAUAUUCAGCUGUCUGAACUCCUAAAGGAGGAGAUGAAGAGAAUGGAAGAGUUCAGAGAACGUCAGAAAGAACAGAGAAAAAAGUUUGAAGUUACCAUGGAGAAGACCCAGAAAAAUAAAGUCUCCCAGUACAAGAGAACAGUUGAUUCUAAAAAGUCCUAUGAGCAACGCUGCAGGGAAGCGGAUGAGGCGAAACUAACGGCUGAGAGGUUGGGCACCGCGCCCACAGCUACUCCUAAACAGAUUGAGAAGAUGAACACCAAAUGUAAGCAAUGCACAGAAGCAGCAGUGGAAGCUGAAAAACAGUACAGAUCCAACAUUGAACUGCUUGAUGAUGUUCGCAUGGAGUGGGAGAAAACACACACUGAGAUUUGUGAGAUGUUUCAGCAGCAAGAAGAGGACCGAAUCAACAUACUGAGGAAUGCCCUUUGGGUUCACUGCAACCACCUGUCAAUGCAGUGUGUAAAAGAUGACGAGUGUUACGAGAAUGUUAGAAAUAUGCUUGAAAACUGUGACACCAUCACAGACAACAACUACUUUGUGGAGAGAAACAAGACCUGCUCGAUGCCCCCAGAGCCAAUUGAGUUCCAAUCUUAUUACGAUAGUCCUGCUUCAUCUGAGAAAAAUGGCUCCCCUGGAUUUGUAGGAGAAGUAAAGAAAAGAUUUUCAAACCUGCUUCAAGGGACCUGUGCCACAAGCUCCAAAGAGAACAACAAUGAGCCUGUUGCUCAACCUCCUGUAAAUCCAACAGACGGCUUAUAUGCUUCCAUUCCCGGAGCCGAAAAGCUCCAGAUGAACAGUAUGGAGUACAGGGCUGUGUACAACUACCAGGCACAGAUGGAAGACGAGCUCUCAUUAUGUGUUGGGGAUGUCGUGGUUGUCACAGAUCAAGGCGAAGAUGGCUGGUGGAAGGUGCAAUGUAAUGGUUAUUCUGGGCUGUUUCCAGGUUCCUACCUGGAAAAAGUAUGAUCACUGCACAUGGAGGUCUGAUAACAUGUAUUUCAACAUGGACAGUCUACCUUUUCGUCAUUUCAAACUACCUUGUCCUGUUUUUAUUGAAGUUAGGGUUUGUAGGAUUUUGAAAAUAAUGUUUUAGCUCUGAUGCCACCUGGUGGUAGCAAUGCAAACAAGUGCACAGAUAAAACAGUUCUUUGCUGCAUGCUUAGUGCAAUCCUUCGAACAAAAGGCUGAGAGCAACAAACACGUUCAUUUAACUUCCAACAAACUAUAAAAGCAUAGUUGUGAAUUCAGUAAAACACAAAUAUUACAUUUGUUAAUUAGCUUGCAGGAUCAUAGACAUGAACCCAAACUGUUUUUGUUCACUGAUGGCUGGGACAUUUGCCAAGCUUGUGCACAGACUCAUGGCACUAAUUUAUAUGCAUGAAAUGUUUGUUUUUUGUGUGAAAAAUAUGUAUUUAAUGAUCUAAAAUCAAAGAUAUUCUGCUGAGGUGCAUUUGAUUUAUAGUUGUACAUAUUUUUGUAUUUGAGAUGCAAAGGAUUGCUUGAAAGAUGUUCUUUAUAUUUAAUGUAGAUUUCAUUGUUUUGUUUAAUAGAAAAAAUCAGUAAAGAACACUUGAUGCUGAAAUGA
Messenger RNA from Oryzias latipes (Japanese medaka), 2692 nucleotides. Lineage: Eukaryota; Metazoa; Chordata; Actinopteri; Beloniformes; Adrianichthyidae. The record is from RefSeq and is a predicted model, not a curated record.